Messenger RNA from Spodoptera frugiperda (fall armyworm), 2036 nucleotides. RefSeq names its product ommochrome-binding protein-like. The record is from RefSeq and is a predicted model, not a curated record. Gene Ontology annotation, molecular function: protein binding. The transcript has a single exon. NCBI's taxonomy places the organism in Eukaryota, Metazoa, Arthropoda, Insecta, Lepidoptera, Noctuidae. Bases 309 to 1154 code for a protein of 281 amino acids.
GUUGGAUUGUUACUCAAACCGCACACACUACACACGUGCUUUAAAAAAAUCUCCACAAAUAAGAAAAACCUUUUCACUUAAUUCAGUAAAAAGUGGUGCUUUCGAAAAUUAUAUAAAAUUCCGCCAGACUUUACAAAGUGCAAAUACGUUGAACCAGUAUAAAAUUCCAGCUACGUUUCUGUUUAAAACUGAUGUAAUUUGCGUCGGCUAACGUUCCAACUAUUCCCGCUUCCAUAAAAGUGCAAUCUCAUUUGGAGCCAAUAAUUCCUGAUCGUGGAACCAAUUUUGUUGAAAAUUCAAAACAGAAGAUGAAACUGUACCCUCUGGUGUUUAUAAUAGUGAGUAUCGAAGCGAAGGCUCGGACUAAAUUCUGUGAUGUGGUUUCCUCGGACCCAACGAAACAUUGCUUCGUGAAAGAAAUUUUAACGAGCAUUGCACACAGCCCCAACCAGCUGUCCGUGGACAAAACCACAAAUACGCUGUACUUCAGCUUCGAUUUCGGACAAGGAGAGUACGUGCCGGCGAUACUCAACAUGGAAACCAAAAAUCUAAGUGUAUUAAAAGGAGUUAAGGACGCCUUUGCUAUAGCCAAUGACAAUACAACAGGAGAAAUGUUCUUCGGAGGCAGUCACGGCAUCUACAAGUACAGUGCAGCAACCAAGACCCUGCAGCGGUUGAACAUCAACAACUUGGACAUCUGGUGGCUGUUCAUCAAGAAGAACAUAUACUUCAUCAAGUUUCCAAGUCUCAGCGCGUAUUACUAUGAGAAUAGGACAAUAAGAGCUGUUCCUUCACUAAAGGGUGAUAUAGUUCAUCAAUUUGUUUUGGAUAGAGAAGACAACAUUUUCUUUAUCAACGGCUCAGGUUUGUUCGGUAUUAAGCAUGAUGACAGCUCACCAGUAUUACUGAGGGAUCACCCAAGAUUUCUGGGGAUUGCGACGGAUAACUACGGCGUCGUACAUGUGUGUAGCGAGGAUGGUAUAUUUGUGGUCACUAAAAUGGUGCAAAAAGUGAAGAAAGUUAUCAACGUACAGGGCGUGUUGGGUAUGACGUUCGAUGGGUCUAAUAAUAUUAUCUAUUCGGAUUCCCACGAGAUUAUAAGGCUACUGCCGCUAUCAAAAGACAAUUACAAUGAAAAUGAUCACGGCCAAUAAAACUAUGUACACAUAAUAAGUAAGAGAAUUUGCAUAUAGUUUUGGAUUAAAUGGAAAACCUGUUGAAGAACGAAAAAAAAAACGGGUUCAUAAAAUCUUAGGUACUCUCGAAUAAAUCUCUUUAGACGAAAACCAAUCGAUUUUCAACACGUUUUUCAAACGUAAGUACGCUAAUGUAGGUUAGUUUUAAGUGAUUAUGUAUAAAUGUACAUAAUAAUACUUAUUGUGUGCAUUUCAUGGUUUUUAUAUUUUUAAAUAUUUUUUCUUAUAACUAAAUAUUUAAAAAUGUAAUUUUGAUUAUUGAUGCAACGGAAUAAAUUAUAAUAAGUUAUUUAGUAUAAUUAUACUUGAAUGUCAAAGACUUAAAAUGUAAUAGCUAAGCUGUAAAACUAUGUGACCAUUUCCACUGAUACUAAGCUGUGCAAGAAAGAUGCGCAUGAUAGUAGGGAAGCCAUCUAUAGCACGCAUCUUUCUAUAUAAAAAACAUAGCUUACCUGAAUCCGUUACCACCAGUGCUAUGCUGUGUACCAAUGAAUAUAAUUGGUGGAAGCCAAACAUAUCCACAGCAACGUAGUAUGUCGUACACAUCUCUGGUGGAAAAGGACUUACCAACGUUUUCAAUUUUAAAAUUCAUAUAAAUGUCACAAGUUUUAAUGUGUAUCUGAUGGAGAAAAAUGGUUGUGGUGUUGUAUAUUUAAAGAGGAAUGUAAAUUGUUUCAUUGUAUGCGAUCAUUAGUUCCAAAAGAAAAUCAAAACUGUCUGGAAGUUAAAUAAAUGGCCUUAAAUGCAAUGCCUUUCGUUUUAUUUCCGAAUGUAUUAAAUUAUAGUUUUUGCUUCCUGGCCUCUUGCCAAAUGGUGAUGACCUGACCUAUUCAUAAUUAU